GUGAUGGAGUCGGGCAGUGGUGGUGCUGGCUGUUGCUGCUGCUUCUUGUACUACGCGUACGGCAGCAACCUGCUGCGGGAGCGGCUGCUGCUGAGCAGCCCCUCGGCGGUGCUCUGCGCCGUGGCGCGCCUGCAGGAUUUUAAGCUCAAGUUCGGCCAUCACCAAGGCAGGACAAGUUCUGUCUGGCAUGGAGGUGCAGCUACCAUUGUUCAGAGCCCUGGAGACGAAGUAUGGGGAAUAGUGUGGAAAAUGAACACUAGCAAUUUAAGUUCACUGGAUAAGCAAGAAGGAGUUGAAGAUGGCAUUUAUGUCCCAAUAGAAGUUAAUGUCCACACUCAGGCAGGAGAGGUACUGACCUGUCGAAGCUACCAGAUGAAAGACUGUGUCUGUGGUUCCCCUUCUCCUCAGUAUAAAAAGGUUAUCUGCAUGGGUGCAGAACAGAAUGGCUUGCCAGCUGACUAUCAAAAGAAAUUAGAAGCUAUUGAAACUAAUAACUAUGCAGGGCCGGUGCCAAUCAUGGAAGAGAUUGAAGCUGCUGUUAAAGCAAAGAAAAUAAAUUCUGCAUAGAACACCUCUGCACUUGCUUGGCCGUUCACCUUGAUUUAGAUACCUCUCCUUCACCUUGAUUUAGGUACUUCUCCUUACUGUGCUGAUCAGCAGUUUCUUUAUUUAUCAAGAAAAUUUGAGUUUGCUGUGUACCUACAGUAAGCCAUUAGACAUAAUGUGCAUUCUGAAGACACACUGACAUUGGUAACUUCUUCGCUUUGGAUGUAUAGCUUGAGUACAUGCUGAAGUUUUUGCAGAUUUAGAAAUUAAUUAUCUUUCUGUAAUUGUCAUGCAGUGCUGCAUGCAAACUUGUGCUUCACGUCCUGUUUACUGACCUUUUUAAAAUAAAAAGGCCAUCUUGAUGAGUACUGGCAUCUGUUGCCUUCUGAGGAAUAAGGGCUGCAGGAUCAGGCCCCUUUUUCUUAAAGGCUGUAUACACAGUUAUCAAGAAUUUCAGAGAUUUGUUAGAUGCAAAGUAGAGUCAAAACUCUAAACUAAGACUCAACUUUUUCCUCUGCUGCUUCUCUUAAUGGUUUAAAGCCCAACCUAUCUGAAGCUAUAGAGUUCCUGUUUGUUUAUAUAGUUAACAAAGAAAUGUAAUAUUUUUUUAACUAUCUCCAUGUUUUUAAGUGUUUGUCCAAAAGACAACCUAGGCCUGAAGACAACAUUCAGCAAAGGAUCUCGUUCAAAGCAUAAUGGCCUCUUCCUUUCUAUGUCUAGUAACCAACUUCAGGUAUAACCAACAGAUUUUAAAGUAUUCAUUUUAGUUAGACAGUUCCAAGGGGUUUUUUAAUGACCUUUUUGACUGGCUUGUUGCUUAUCUUGGCCAUGUCCAGCGAAAUCAGGAAGGCUGUGAGUCCUAGUGCAUUUGUUCCAUGGUUUUGUUUGUCAAACCCCAGAACAACAGACUUGCACACCCCCCCUUUCCUGCUUUGACAAUCUUCUGCAAAACUGGAAGCUCUUGGGAGGCUUGGAAUACUUAUCUUCAUGGUAUUUGGCAACCCCUGUAGUUAGUCUGGAGGGGACAAGAUAAAAUGGACAACCUGGAAGGUGUCAAACAACUGAACUUUGAGUCAUUUUCUGUACAGUUUUUUUUUCUUGAUGUACAGAGGGAUGCAAGAUAUAAUUGGUGUCACUGUGUGACUGCAUAGAUAAACAAAUGAUAAAGUAACAGACUUACCAUGUCUUCUGUGCAUAAAUUUGUUCUGCAGACUUCUGCCAGGGAUGUAUAGGUGCUGUCCGGAUGUCACAUGCCCAUUUCCAGAGUAGGGCACAGUGACUACAGUAAAAUGUGGUACUUUCUGUAUUAAAACUGUCUACUCUGAAACUAAGUAAAUAAAAUUGUGAUUACC
This is a messenger RNA of Athene cunicularia (burrowing owl), 1898 nucleotides long. It is a transcript of the gene GGCT, whose product is annotated as gamma-glutamylcyclotransferase. Gene Ontology annotation, molecular function: gamma-glutamylcyclotransferase activity. Lineage: Eukaryota; Metazoa; Chordata; Aves; Strigiformes; Strigidae. The transcript has 4 exons. Bases 4 to 567 code for a protein of 187 amino acids. The record is from RefSeq and is a predicted model, not a curated record.